AUGUCUUCAGCCGCUCUUAAGCGCAAGUCGGCAGAUUCUUGCCAGGAGCCGACGGCUAAGCGCCACCAUCUUCAUGGAUACGAUCCGCAGACCCCAUGGCUACACGAGUCAGAGCCUGCCGGGAUAUGGCGCACACGGGGGAAUCCCAAUGUACAGCACUCGAUGCCCCUAUCAAACAUGGUGUCUGCCGUCCAGGACCUGAUCGACCCGGACUUUGACCCACUGACGGCGAUGCUGAACGACGAGCCACAGUUUUUAAAACCCUUACCUGCUCGCAUCGCCCCGGAGGACUUGGAGUUCUUGCGAUUUCGUGGUGCCCUCUCACUUCCAGAGAGUGGGUUGCGGGAUGAGCUUCUCCGCUGCUACAUCCAAUGGGUGCACAGUUUCAUGCCAGUUUUGAACUUGCAAGAAUUCCUACGAUGUGUGGCUGAAAAUGACCCGGAGGGAAAUAUUAGCAUACUACUAUUUCAGGCGGUUAUGUUUGUUGGUACGGCUUUCGUCGACCUCAAACAUUUGCAGGAUGCCGGGUAUCCAACCCGGAAAAGUGCGCGUAAUGCGUUCUUUACUCGCUUAAGGUUACUCUAUUCUCUCGACUGUGAAGAGGAUCGCAUCGAGAUUCUCCAAACACUCCUAUUGAUGACCUACUGGUCUGAUUCGGAGAACAGUCCACAACGAGAUAUUUGGGAUUGGAUUGGAGUCUGUAACACACAAGCACAGUCGAUCGGGUUAAACAAAGACCCUGCAUCAGGCGAAAUUGAUAUACGGACUCGAAGGCUCCGUUCUCGGCUCUGGUGGUGUCUAUACUCUCGGGAUCGGCUGAUCGCUAUGGGUAUGCGGCGCCCGCUUCAGGUUAACGAUGGAACGAGCAGUGUCCCGAUGCUCAGACUGGACGAUUUUGAUUUCGAACCUUUUUCUCCAUAUGUGGUGGCCAAGUUCUAUUGCCGCCAACUCCAAGAUGUCUCACAUCAGAAACGCCUCGCCACCAUGUUCAUCGAGAAGGUGAAGCUCUGUCAAUGUAUUGGUAGGGUAUUAUUCGCUCAAUAUACACCAUCUCAGCGCCAAUUUGGAGCUACAAACCGGACUACGGUGACACUUAUCCCUCGACAGGCUUCCGAGUCUGAGUUUGCGCGGUGUGGUCAGAAACUUGACUCGUGGCUUAGUGCGCUCCCUAAAGAUGCACAAUUCGUCCCUAAGUCGGGGAAGAAUUUCCAUGAUGGCGAGGAUGUACUGCUGCUUCAUGGUGCGAUGCUACGUAUGCUCUACCACGCUACCAGCAGCGCACUUCACCGGCCUCGGGCGAUCGCUUCAAAAGAUCAAUCUCAAUCGCGGACGGACUGGCGCAAUGCUGCCCGUACAAAAAUGAACGAUGCUGCUGCGGGGAUCACACAUAUUAUUCAAGGGUUAAAUCAUCUCAACCUGACAAGGUUUCUACCGCAGUCUGGAGUGACUGUGAUUCUACCUGCCGCCGUGGCGCAUUUAACCAACACCAUGUCCGAAGACCCCGCUGUCCGCGAAAGCAGUGUCGACAGUUUCCAUCGUUGUAUCCAAGUGCUCCACUGUCUUAAGGAUAUCUAUCCAGCUGCCGGUCAAGAGUUCGCCAAUAUUGAGGCCGCCAUCAAAAUGCAGGCAGGUGCCUCCAGUACAUUCUUCCAGGUCAUGGAAUACAACCUCGAUGCCCCUGCCACAUCUUUGGCGACCAGAAAACCAAGCAAUGCCACCUCCACCUCUCAACCCCAACCACAUCCAACUGUUACUGCAACCGAGACUUCAAAGCAGCCAUCACGAACCCCAUCUACGCAAGAGAACAUGCAUCUAAGAAAACCCAGCAAGGAAACCACAUAUGAAACCGCGCCACCUUUAUUCCCUAAUGAUUUCGAUCAUUAUUCCGACCUUGGCAUUAUAGACAACAAUCCUUUCAACUUUCUCUCCAUCGACAUCGAUUCCUUUUCCGACAUUCAAACACCUCCCAAUCCAAUGAAGCCAAACAACGCAGAUAAACCCUAUAUAUCACCACCACCCCAAGACCAAGACACCGUCGACUGGGCACAAGAGCUGUUCCAAGACACCGAUCUGAACCAGUUCCGUAACACUGAGCCCUUUGGCAAGCCCGAAAAGACGACUCCUCCACUAGAUCAAGAUCAGAACCAUCACGAUCCAUUCUCUUUUACUUUGAAUGAUGCAGAUGACGUUGGCCCAGUGCAUCCCCGUCAUCAGUCAAUGAAUGAAGCAAGAUCUGAGAUCACUGGCGAUUUGGAUCGAGACUUGGGGUUCCAGUCUGAGGAUGACAUGUUCUAG
Penicillium samsonianum is the source of this 2295-nucleotide messenger RNA. RefSeq names its product transcription factor domain-containing protein. Gene Ontology annotation, biological process: DNA-templated transcription. Gene Ontology annotation, molecular function: zinc ion binding; DNA binding. Lineage: Eukaryota; Fungi; Ascomycota; Eurotiomycetes; Eurotiales; Aspergillaceae. The record is from RefSeq and is a predicted model, not a curated record. The transcript has 2 exons. Bases 1 to 2295 code for a protein of 764 amino acids.